Molecule: messenger RNA, 2008 nt
Organism: Eruca vesicaria subsp. sativa (arugula)
Lineage: Eukaryota; Viridiplantae; Streptophyta; Magnoliopsida; Brassicales; Brassicaceae
Source: the annotation of a GenBank genome assembly
AAAGAACAGAGACGACUCUCUUUACCCUCUCAUCUCCCUCUUCUUUCUUCCUUCCAGAAAAAUGGAUUCAAAACCCUAAUUUCUCCCUCACCCAAAAUCCCCACCAAUCCUUACUCACACCAUCAAAAUCCUCACCGUUGAUUUCGUGAAAAUGGGUAAAAGUGGACGGCUCAGAUGGAACCCUUUCAGCCACAAAUCGUCUUCAUCCUCUUCAAGACAGGAACAGAACCAGCAACAACAAGAACCUCCUGUCGAAUUCAUCUGUCCGAUUUCAAAAACAAUAAUGUCCGACCCUGUCGUCGUAUCCUCCGGUCAAACCUUUGAACGUGUCUGCGUCCAAGUCUGUCUCGACUUAUCAUUCAUCCCCAAACUCAAUGACCUUGACGACUCUCCACCAGAUUUCUCCACAGUAAUCCCUAACCUCAACAUGAAAUCAACAAUCGACACCUGGUGCGACUCCGUCGGCCUCCAACGACCACAACCACCGGAUUACUCCGCCGUGGAAACCAAUCUCCGGCACCAGAUGCCGCCGUCAUCAUCACCAGAGAUCCGCGUCUCGGAGCGAGAGCUCCUAAGAGCGGUGGCCGACCGAGCUCCUCCGAUGCCGAUAUACCACCACGCAGACUCCGACCUAAUGGGCCGAAGAAAGCCCACCGGAGAUUUUAACUCCACAAGUUCAGAUGAAUCAGUAAUCGUGGCCCAAAGCCCAUUUACUCCACUCCCUCUAACCACCAGGCCAGCUUGCUUCUCCCCUUCCUCUUCCUCCUCCGAAAUAGAAAUUAUGAAUUACUCUCCCGAAGAGGAAGAGAUCUACCACAAGCUGAAGAGCUCCGACAUUUUUGAUCAAGAGCAAGGGUUGAUCAUGAUGAGGAAGAUGACAAGAACAAAAGACGAAGCUAGGGUUUCACUAUGCUCUCCACGUAUCCUUGCCCUCCUCAAGAACAUGAUUGUUUCAAGAUACAGUUUAGUUCAAACUAACUCUCUAGCUUCUUUAGUGAAUUUAUCAUUAGAGAAGACCAAUAAGUUAACGAUCGUACGGUUAGGAUUCGUUCCGAUUUUAAUCGAUGUGUUGAAGUCUGGUUCGAAGGAAGCUCAAGAACAUGCUGCGGGUUCGUUAUUUAGUCUUUCUUUGGAGGAUGAUAAUAAAAUGCCGAUAGGUGUUUUAGGUGCGUUACAACCGCUACUUCAUGCGCUUAGAUCAGCGGAGAGUGAUCGUACGCGCCACGACGCUGGUCUUGCUUUAUAUCAUUUGUCUUUAAACCAGACGAAUAGAUUGAAGCUUGUGAGGCUUGGAGCUGUUCCGGUUCUGUUCUCGUUGGUUAGGUCUGGUGACUCGGCGAGUAGAGCGCUUUUGGUUAUAUGUAACUUGGCUUGUUGUAGCGAAGGACGGUCAGCGAUGUUGGAUGCUAAUGCGGUUGGGAUUCUUGUUGGGAAGCUGAGGGAGGAGGAGGAGGAGAGUCGGUCUUCGACCGCGGCGAGGGAGAAUUGCGUGGCGGCAUUGUAUGCAUUGAGUCAUGAGAGUUUGAGGUUUAAGGGGUUGGCGAAGGAGGCGAGGGUGGUGGAAGUGUUGAAGGAAGUUGAGGAGAGAGGGACGGAGAGGGCGAGGGAGAAGGCGAAGAAGAUAUUGCAGUUGAUGAGGGAGAGAGUUCCUGAUGAGGAGGAGGAGGAUGAUGGUGAAGGGACGGUUGAUUGGGACAGAGUUAUACUUGAUUCGAAUGGGUCGAUUCGGUCGAGGUUUGGUCGGAACAGAAUGGUCACUCAGAAUUCGUCUGGCUUCUAAAAGGGUAACAUUACAUUUGUUCUUUCAUGCUUUUGUUGUAUAGGGAGCAAACCUAAAAAAAAAAAUUGAUAAAAUGUUUGUGAUGAAAUUUUUUGUAACCUUGUGAUGAUGAUGAUGACUCAAAAAGAGUUGACACAUGAGUGAUGUGUACAUAUGUGUUAUGCGCAUUUUGUAAUAUAAACAUUACGUUAAUGUAAGCUUACCAAUGUGAAGUAAACUUGAGUUAGC